AUGGCGACAUGGGGAUUUUCAGGUGUUGAUAUCGAUUGGGAGUAUCCCGCGGCCUCCGAUCGCAGUGGCCGAACUGAAGAUUAUGCCAAUUACCCGACGUUCCUGGCCAACCUGAAAACAGCACUGGACGGAUACAGCUAUGGUCUUUCCAUUACGCUGCCUACCAGCUACUGGUAUUUACAGCAUGUUGUCAAAUUGGGUUUAGCCUUCUACAGCCGUAGUUUCACCAUUGCUAGCUCCGACUGCGAUACUCCCGGCUGCGCGUAUUCAUCGGCCGGAGACGAAGGUGUUUGCAGCGCUUCAGCUGGUAUCUUUCUCAGUAGCGAGAUCGAACAGAUCAUGAGUGACGAAGAUCUUACCCCAGUUUUAUACAAGGAUGCCGCUGUCAAAGCCAUAACUUGGGAUGAUAACCAAUGGGUUUCAUUUGACGAUCAGGACACCUUCAAGCUCAAGGGGGAUUUUGCGAAGUCGCAAUGUCUUGGGGGCGUUUUAGUUUGGUCUGUCGAUUAUGAUGACAGCAAUAACACACUCUCGCGAGGGCUAGCAGCCGCGCUCGGCAAUGAAAUCAACGCAGAUACGUCCACAGGUCUAGCACUUACUAGAAGUGAGACAUCGACGACGAUAACAACCAGUGAAGGUGGACGGGACGCGUACUGCCCAUUCACUAAUUGUGGCGAAAUGUGUCCUACUGGUUUCACCACUAUUGUUCGAGGCGAAAAGAAAUCGCAACUUAUGCUCGAUAGGUCCGAGUGUUGGGUUCUGGACUUACGCAGACCUUGUGCUGUCCUACUUCAACCGACGUACCGACUUGUCAAUGGCGCGGCUUCCAUAACAAUGGUAAAUGCAAGGGCGGCUGCAACAGCGGCGAAACUGAAGUGGGAACCAAUUCCGCCGGAUGAAAGUCAGGCUAUCAAUCGGCUUGCUGUACCACUACAGCCUCGACAAAGCCAUAUUCCGAGUGCGCGUGGACUUCGGGCUGCGAAAGCGAUGACACGUGCCCAUCAGGCUAUUCGAAUUUUGUCUGGAAAGAAGAAAUACAAUUACUGCUGCACAGACUCCGUCCCGGAUGCCUUCACCAACUGCGCUUGGGCUGGUUUUGAAGUGGCAUUUCCGAAUGAGAAAUACUGUAGCAACACUUGCCCUUCAGGCACGAUCCGGAUUGCCGAACAGUCUGAUUUUGGACAAUCGUCCAACGUUGCAAACUGCAAUUGGGGUAACGAGGCAUAUUGUUGUGCUGGGACCUUAACGACAACUACCACAAGUCCGCGAGCACCCACCUACCAGGACACCACAGCAAAGGAGUUCGAUGCCUAUCUCCAGAAAUACUUGGCGGCACCUAUAUGCCCUGGCGGUUUUGAAGCUGAGUACAGCGCCUCUUUCUCCUCCGAUCCUUUGGGGUGGAAGAGAAGCAUAUCGCUAGAGAAGCGAGCCACUGACCAAGGCAUUACUCUCGAAGUUUUGAUGCCCAUUCUUUCGUCUGAAGCUGGAUUCGGUAGCAUGAAUUACACCAUUCUUAGGGAUAUACUCUACCCGAGCGCUUGGACGGGAGAUCCUGAGUAUGCCACCGAUAGCUUGCUAACUGACAUACCUUGUAACAUGGCUGAGGCAGCCAACGGACUCGAAAACCUGCAGACAUAUUCAUUAAUCUCGUGCUUGAGUCCUGAUGAUGAUGCCGAUUCUUGGGAUGAUAUCGUAUCCACCAAACGAGAGAUCUCGGCCCGAAGACUCGAUGAAAUUGUUUCAACUUGA
This is a messenger RNA of Sclerotinia borealis F-4128, 1749 nucleotides long. Lineage: Eukaryota; Fungi; Ascomycota; Leotiomycetes; Helotiales; Sclerotiniaceae. The record is from the annotation of a GenBank genome assembly.